AUGAAUAAGCAACUCCUUGAAAAAUUUUCAUACUCAGACCUCGAAGAAAACUAUAAAAGGCUAAAAAUCGCAGUUGACGAGCUCAAAUACUGUUUUGAUUCAUAUAGAGAAGAGAACCGCGAACUCUAUUCCACAAAUGAUAUGUUGAUUUCUACUAUUGAAGCUAUAAUUACAAGUAGAAGAGAAACGAGAAAAGUUAAAACUCCUCAACCCUCUCCUACACAUAGCGUUACCAGCACCGAAUUCAGUGACUACUCUUUCAGUGAAAUUAAUAGCCAAUGCGAUUCUUUAUCCGAUCUUAAUACUGAUACAGCCAAAAUUACAUUAAUGAGCCCAAGAAAAUCAGGCCGAAUUAUAAGAAAAUCCCACAGAAUUAUCCUCAAAAAGCCUGCAGAAAGAAGUGAAACCCAAAUUAAAAGGCCCAAAAAUAAGCGAUCAAUAACGCUUUCAAACAUCCCUGAAAUAAGCUAG
This is a messenger RNA of Blepharisma stoltei, 471 nucleotides long. The record is from the annotation of a GenBank genome assembly. NCBI's taxonomy places the organism in Eukaryota, Ciliophora, Heterotrichea, Heterotrichida, Blepharismidae.